Messenger RNA from Pyricularia grisea, 1051 nucleotides. RefSeq lists its product as uncharacterized. Gene Ontology annotation, biological process: glutathione metabolic process. The transcript has 7 exons. The coding region runs from base 80 to 802 and encodes 240 amino acids. The record is from RefSeq and is a predicted model, not a curated record. Lineage: Eukaryota; Fungi; Ascomycota; Sordariomycetes; Magnaporthales; Pyriculariaceae. Gene Ontology annotation, cellular component: peroxisome; mitochondrion. Gene Ontology annotation, molecular function: glutathione transferase activity; glutathione peroxidase activity.
GUACCUACCUUGGUAUAUACCCCGCAGCUUAUUUGGAUUAUUCAUUUGAUUAUAUCUUUUCAGGGCGAUAGUAAUCACCAUGACGAACGGAAAGAUCAAAUGCUUUCUUGACAUUGCCUCCUACUUCAGCUACGUUGCCUUUGCCGACCUACUGCCCAAUCUGGAUCUGUUGGCUGCUCAUGGCAUUGAGGUCGAAUUCGUCCCGGUUCUGAUUGCAGGUAUCAACACCAAAUCAGGCAACAAGCCGCCAUGGACAUUGCAAGCAAAGGCCAAAUAUCUGCAGUACGAUGCGGAUCGGGCAACAGAGCGAGUUGGAAAGACCGGCAUCUCAUUCCCCAAAGACUUCUUGUCCAUGGCCUUGACCGUGCUUCCGCAGCGAGCCAUGCACUACGUCAAGCGCAGUUACUCCACCAAGCAGUACCUGACUGUGAUGCACUACCUGUUCCACGUCUUCUGGACGCCGCCGCACAAGAACUUGACCAAGGAGGAGGUCUUGAGGGAGGCUCUGGCGAGCGUGCCAGCUGACUUCCCUGGUCAGGGUGCUCCUAUGUUCACAUCUCAGGAGGUUGACGAGAUCCUCAAGGCCGCGGGGACGCAGGAGUACAAGGAUGCCCUCACGAGCAGUACCGAUGAGGCCGUGGCCAAGGGGGCCUUCGGGGCGCCUUGGAUAUGGGUAACAAACGCCCAUGGUGCACAAGAGCCCUUUUUCGGGAGUGAUCGCUUCAACCACAUUUACAAGUUCUUGGGCUUGCCAUUUCGCGACAUUGAGUUGCUCCCGCCGACAAAGGAAUCAAAAAUCUAAUUUUGAUUAUUUUGGUUGCGUUUGUGAUUCUCGUCAAUAUUAAAUGGGCUAGGAUCUGUCUACGUACUUUGAACUACUACGUUGCGGUACACGCGAUGCCAUAAACGUUAGCCAACAGUUUCUUCUUCCAUGUUUUCAAGCAAAGACUCAAAGCUAUCAUAAACCAAUUGAGAGCCAGCAAAUUGUUUCCAUAUUUAGUGCCCCUACAACACGUUCGUUCAAAAUCAACUCGCUGGUUCGCAUCGCAAA